CCAAAGUAAUAAAUUCCCCUAUUUAAGUGCAGGUCAGCCUACCGUUUUUUCCUAUAAUUAUUCUUUGUUGUUCAAAGGUGAGCUUACCUUAUUGAAGCUCAGAAAUGGUGCAGUUGGGAGAUUUGGUAUUUUAGCAACUCUUCUAACCCACUUAGCACUAUCAAUAUAUAGGAAAAAUAUUGCAUUCAAAGACAGAACGAAGAACUGACCUUUUGAGCUGUUUUGGGAUGGCAGAGAUGAAAGCCGAAGGACAUGCGAAGAAAAGGGCAAUCAGGCUGCCACCCUCGGUCCCGUUCCUAUGGGAGGUGAGGCCUGGAAUAGCAAAGAAAGAUUGGAAACCAGAGGCUUCUACGAUUAGUAGGGUGUUACCACCUCCAACUCCGAUCAAGUUUAUAGCCUCGAUUCCUUUUAAUUGGGAGGAAAAGCCAGGUACACCGUUACCUAGCUUUCUCCAGCCUGCAGUGGAACCGAUGGGUGUGCAACCGUCAGCAACGCUCAUGACUCUGCCUCCACCACCAGUGUACUCUCCAGCCUAUUUUAAUGGCUGCAACAGCAAUGAUGACCAAGGUGACGAUAUUGAAGCAUUUGGUUUUGAAACAGAUGAUUCCUUUAGCUCAGCUUCAUCGAUCUUGGAAAAUUGCAGCCUGGCAGCAUCAACGGUGGUUUCCACUAUUGUUCCAGAGCAGAAAACUUACCAGAUAGACAACGAUAGUGACCAUCCGGAAAUACCUUCCUCACCAGCUUCGGAAACUGAUAGUACAAGCAGCUAUGCAACCGGUGCUUCAAGCCUUGUAGGGGUUUCUUUCUUGGAAUGCCUUUUUCCACUGCUUCCACCUAAUGCUGGAUUCCUUGAAAAGGUCAGGUUCCCUGACGAGGAGCCUCAAACAGCUCAAAACAAUUUCGAUCGUGAGAGUAAUAACACUGUAAUCAUAAGGAAGCCACCAACACUUGGAGAGUUGAUAAUGAUGAGCAGAAGGAGAAGUUAUCAAAGAAAAGCUGCUCAAAUAAGAGAGAAGAAUAUAUCUAUGGAAUUUCUGAAGGAAAGAAGAGCUCCGGGAUGCUGCAUCUUUGGAACUGGCAUCAAAAUUAUUGAAGGAUCGCAAUUGAAGAAGUUCCAAAAAGGACUGAAGUUCUUCUAGGACUGCUUCACCGUUCAUCAAGAAGCUUCAGAAAAUUAGGAUCUAGAUGAUUUUACAGGCCUGGAAUGUAAAAUGUUAUAAUUAAGCUGCAGUUACUUGAAGAAGUCAUCUGUGUCCGACUUAGAUAUUGUGCAUUACCCACAUCCUCUUGUUUAGCUAUAAGAGGAAUAUCUACGACAGUAAAAUCCUACUAGUGAUUGAUGCAAUUAACUUGAAUUUAAGAGAUCUGUAGUGUUUUCAA
Gossypium raimondii (Peruvian cotton) is the source of this 1380-nucleotide messenger RNA. RefSeq lists its product as uncharacterized. The transcript is spliced from 2 exons. Lineage: Eukaryota; Viridiplantae; Streptophyta; Magnoliopsida; Malvales; Malvaceae. The record is from RefSeq and is a predicted model, not a curated record. The coding region runs from base 228 to 1139 and encodes 303 amino acids.